ACAACGCGCCACUGACUUUAAACCAUGUAUUUCCUGGUUGUGGCGGAAUUGUUUUCUGAAACUGCAACAUUGCACCAGGCAACGUCUGCGCCAGAACACGCCUUCUCCUUUUGCUGAACCGCCCCUUGGGGUGCAAGAUCAUUCCUUAAUUUACAGAUGCGUGCCUGUGGAGGGAAAAGAACGCUCCGUGCCAGUUGCAAACUUGCAACGACCCAUGCGUCGGUGUAGAAAGUCAAUUGCGCUGGAGGAUGCAAGAUAGGGCCCCUUAUGUUUAAAAACAUAACGUCUUACCUGGGCGAGUGUCGCUGCGGUGUGUGCGCGUGCAUGUGAGUUCUUACCUGCGCAUGUGUCGAUGCCGGAGCCGUUAUGUUUAAAAAACAUAACGUCUUAUGCUGUAAUCCAUUUGGAUGGUAUGCCGGUACGUGCAAGUUGUAAGUAGGGUUGAGCACCGAAACUCGGUUCCAGUAGGGAACCGGUUCCGACGUAAACGGUUCUAACGAGAUCGAAUGAGAACGCACAUUUCGGUUCCUCAUAACGGUUCCUGAAUUUUUUAUCCCUCCCCCGCCCUUAUGUUGUUGCGUCAAUUUGCGUGACGUCAGUGACGCUACUGAGUGCGAUCUUGUUGAUCAAUGAAGAUGCUGAAGGCAAAACGUUCCAAGGUUUGGCUACAUUUUACAUCCAAAGAUUUAAACUCUGCGACUUGCAACAGAUGCAAUAAAGUAAUUUCAAGCAAAGGAGGUAACACGACAAAUCUUACAAAACAUCUGACGACUCACGGUGUUUAUUUAAAAGCCGAAAAAUGCACCGCGUUCGAUCAUUUACGUGACGCAAGGCCAAGCACUUCAGCAGCACAAGCCGGACAAAUAAAGACUCCCAGCCCUGCCGGUGUGGUGGUGGACAACACAGACGAUGAUGAAUCUGACAGUCACAGCACUCACAGCAGCCUUUCCACUUCGGUUACCACAGUGACACCUUUCACCCUGGCUAAGAGGUCUGAAAUAACCCAAGAGAAGGUGGAGGAAAUCCACAGGGCAGUCACCAAAUUUGUGGUGAAGGGGCUUCAUCCGUUUGCCACAGUAGAAUCGCCAUUUUUCAGGGAGAUGAUCACUGCCCUCAAUCAAAGAUACCGGCCACCAUCCAGGGAUGACCUCUCCAAUAACUUGAUACCUGCGUGGUAUUCUGUUUCAAAACAGAAUGUCAUCCAGCAGCUGGCGCAGGUCAACAAAAUUGCAAUAACUUGCGAUGGAUGGAUGGUUGCCCAGGACCACUAUCUAACAGUAACUGCCCAUUACAUUUACGAGGGCAGCAUACAGCAGAAAGUGCUAAGCACUGAAGCAGUGUACGAGUCCCAGACAGGGCCAGUGGUGGCAGAACAAAUCCACAGUAUUCUUGAGGAGUUCAAGUUGACUGGAAAAGUCAUAGCUGCCACCGUAGACAAUGCAAGCAACAUGGACGUUGCCCUGAAGAACCUGCAUUUUUUGAAAGUUGGGUGCUUUGCCCACACACUCAACCUGGCGGCACAGAAGGUGUACGGCAUUCCAGCUGUGACCAACUGGUGUGCAAAGAUUCGCUCAGUGGUGGUGUGGCUGAAGCGCUCCACUAUGAGCAAAACGGUUCUAAGAGAGAAGCAGCGACUCCUCAAUUUGCCAGAGCAUAAUGUUAUCCUGGACGUGAGGACUCGCUGGAAUUCUCUAUACCUCAUGGUGGAGCGCUUUGUAGAGCAAUUCCCUGCAAUCCAGGCAGCCUGCCUCGAUCAGAGGCUAAGGAAGCCAAUGGAGAGAGACAGACUACAAAGGCUCACCGAGACAGAUUUUGAGAAGGCAGAGGAAUUCAUGAAAGCCAUGAAAGUGUUGUACACCUCAACCCUCUGCGUGUCAAGCGACAAGACCCCCACCCCCACAUGCAGCCAAAUCAUCCCGAUCCUCACGAAGCUGGAGGCACACUAUUCAACCUCCGAUGAUGACAAACCAUUUAUGGCUGCUAUAAAAGAGAAGGUCUGGCAAGAUCUUGAAAAAAGAUACCAGGCUCAAGACAUUCAGAACUUCCUUAGGGAGGUCACCUUGAUGGACCCUCGCUUUAAAGGCAGGCUGGAAGUUGGUGUUGCGGAAGCUUGGGACAGGCUUGAGAAAGCAGGGAUUGACAAUGCCAUGGCAGUUCAGCUUCCAAAAGAGGACCCUCUUCAGAGUGAGGUAGAAGGUGAGGGUAAUGAGGUGGAGGAGGACCAAGCAGGCAGAAAUCCAAGAAGAGCUCACAAGAUGUCAGCCUUGGAGCAGUUGUUAUGAGGAUGAAGACCGAGAACUUCUCCAUGCAACUCUGACCACAAGCAGUGCCCUCUCCAUUAGAGAAGAGGUCCAGAAAGAGCAACAGAUCUACAAAGGCCUGCCAGCGAUCCCAUCUGGACAAGACCCUGUGGCCUGGUGGGGGGGUAAGAGGGAUACCCUCCCUAAUUUGUCUCUCCUGUCAGAGAAUUACUUGUGUGUGCAGGCCUCAUCAACCCCCUCUGAGAGGGUUUUCUCGUGUGCUGGGCAUGCAAUAAGUAAGGAAAGAUGUCGAAUAUUACCAGAGAAGGCCAAUAUGGUGAUAUUCCUGCAGAAGAAUUGUUAGAGAAAGAAAUGUUAAGAAAUAUACUGUAAAGUGUCCUCACCUCACCAGUCACAAAAGCUAAUUUAAUUGUGCAAUAUCUUGUUCUAUACUUGUGUUAUGUAUCUAUUUUAAUAUUUAAGGUGUUGCACUGUUCGUGUUCAGUUCAGGUCAUUAGGAGGAGAAAAUGGAGAUUAGAUUACCCUGGUAGUAUCUCUAUUAAUCUCCAGUAUUUAUAUUGUUUGAUACAAUAUUGUUUUAUUUGAUGUAAAUGUGAAUCUUUAUUUGAUAUUGCUUUAUUUAUUAUUACCAAAUGUUACUUGUAUUUAUAUUGUUUAAAGAUUUAAAGUUAUAUUGUGUUUAAUUUGGCCCUGGAAAUAAAAGGGUAUUUUUUUUGACAAAGUGUGUGCAGUUUCGUUUUUUUAAGUAUCGGUUCGAGAACCGUUUUAGCAUCGGAAUCGUUUAAAAAGUAUCGAAUAGGCACCGGAAUCGGAUGAAACCCAAACGAUAAGUCGCAAAUCUCCCAGGUUUCUUGCGGCAUUUCACUGAGGCACGCCCCCUUUUGGUCGUAGUAUCUCGUCACUUUGAAAGUAGAGCGAGUUCAGUGAGGCCGAACGCACUACUUGUAAAAAAAAAUGGCUGCACCCAUGAAGAGAUUUAUUUCCUUUGUAUUUGUAUCACAUUGGUCAUUUUAAUGUAGAUUUUAAAUGAUUUUACACACUUAAUUACAAUACUAAUUUAUGCCGGUCACCAAUUUAUGCAUUGUACGGUAUUGCUGUGCGUGCAAUACAAUGUAAAGUUGUGUGGUUUGUUUUCGAGCUAAUUAACUAAGGAGGCUAAUGUAGCUAACAAUAACAAUAGCUAGCCAAUGAGAAACGGGAAAUGUACUAUGACCAAAAGGGGACGUGCCUCUGCAAAUUCCUUAAAAAAGCUGGGAGAUUUGCGACUUGCACGUACCGGCGUACCAUCCAAAUGGAUUACAGUAUUACCUGGGCGAGUGUCGCUGCUGUGUGUGCGCGUGCAUGUGUUCUUACCUGCGUGUGUGUCGAUGGCCAACCCAGUAUCACGCAAUUAAUAAUCUAUUAAUCUACUGAAUCGUGUCCCAGAGCACGAUUGUCCGACUUUUUUCGUGCUACAGAGAACGAAAUGUAAACCAAUGCAUUCU
This is a messenger RNA of Gadus chalcogrammus (walleye pollock), 3745 nucleotides long. Its product is annotated as zinc finger BED domain-containing protein 4-like. The transcript is spliced from 8 exons. The record is from RefSeq and is a predicted model, not a curated record. NCBI's taxonomy places the organism in Eukaryota, Metazoa, Chordata, Actinopteri, Gadiformes, Gadidae. Gene Ontology annotation, molecular function: DNA binding. Bases 630 to 2282 code for a protein of 550 amino acids.